AUGGCAAACUUACUUGAACCCGUCCACGAAAACCCUAUUGAUUUCCGUGCCCCGCCACCUUCUCCAGUUGCGUCUGGCCGCCGAUCAUCCCUCACAAACGACGAUGUCAUUACCGAAUUCCUCCAGCACUCCCUCAAUGUCCCUGACCUCAUCUUGCCAGACAAGUUCUUCCCAAAACAAAAAUCAGUUGAAAAUCCCCCCACAAUUGAUUUUGAAACAUUGUGUUCACAUCAUUAUGAUGAUGCUAGUGUUGCCAAGAUUCUGGAGUCCAUAGCAAGAAUCGGGUGCUUUCAGUUAGUGAACCAUGGGAUUUCAAGUGAUUUUGUAAGGUCAGUGCAGGCUGAAGCCAUCGGGAUAUUCCAGGUGCCACUGGAGAAGCGGGCAGACAUAACAAGGUCACCGGAGAAGACAUAUGGGUUCGAGGAAGUUCACGGUGAGGAGGCUGACACGGAAUUGAGUGAAGAGUUUGUUUGGUGUAGAGAACAAGGUUUGAAGUUGGCAAUGGAGGGAAUUUGGCCAAUAGGGUAUUCAAAUUUCAGCAAGAAAUUGGAGAUCCUUAUGACAGAUACAGAGAAGGUUUGUGAGAGAAUUCUACAAAGCUUAUUGAACACUAAACAAAAGGAAUCUGUUUAUGGAAAUACUUUUGUUCAGGGAAAAGAACUUGGGACAGUUUGUUGUUUUUACAAGCACAAUCAGAAUGUUUUAGCGGAUAAGUGGGAUAGCUAUCUGAGAUAUGAUGUGAUUAGGAUGCUGAUAAGAGGAACUGAUUACUCUCAUGCCUUGUGUUUGCAUCUUUGUGAUGGAUCCUCAGAGUUUCAUGUUUACUCCAAGAAAGGUUGGGUUUCUUUUACCCCAGAUAGAGAUGCUCUUGUAGUUACCACAGGGGACCAAAUGCAGGCAUGGAGUGGAAGCCAAUACAAGCAUGUGAUAGGAAGGCCAAUCUUUCAGGCCAAGGAGGAAUGCAUUUCAAUGGCCCUUCUCUAUUCCCCUCUGAACAUCAUGACCAACUCCCAAGGCAACACGGAAAAGAAAAUUUUACUCGGCCAACAAUUUAUAGCGGCUAUAUUACUAACUCUUGUCUACCAAUUUUCAGUAUACUACUUAUACAUGAAUGUUUGAUGUGUUAUUGGGACCGACUUGA
This is a messenger RNA of Fragaria vesca subsp. vesca, 1141 nucleotides long. RefSeq names its product 1-aminocyclopropane-1-carboxylate oxidase 4-like. The record is from RefSeq and is a predicted model, not a curated record. NCBI's taxonomy places the organism in Eukaryota, Viridiplantae, Streptophyta, Magnoliopsida, Rosales, Rosaceae. The transcript has 3 exons. The coding region runs from base 1 to 1119 and encodes 372 amino acids.